Messenger RNA from Pogona vitticeps (central bearded dragon), 3147 nucleotides. It is a transcript of the gene EFCC1, whose product is annotated as EF-hand and coiled-coil domain containing 1. Gene Ontology annotation, molecular function: calcium ion binding. The record is from RefSeq and is a predicted model, not a curated record. NCBI's taxonomy places the organism in Eukaryota, Metazoa, Chordata, Lepidosauria, Squamata, Agamidae.
GAGGACGAGAACGCCAGCCUGCGCGAGCUGGUCGAGGACAUGAGGGCCGCCCUGCAGAGCAGCGACGCCCGGGGCUUGGCGCUGCAGGUAGGAUUGUGGAAGAGUCACGCAAAUCAUAAGAAGAAUGGGAUCUGCUUUAUAGGCAGCCAAAGACCAUUAACAAACAGCCAGUCCCAGACUUCUAAGUGCCUUCAGAGUGUACUGAAGGAGGUUGAACUAAUCCGAAGUUCCAGGGAUGGACAAAUUGAAGAAGCAAUUAGGUUUAAUCAAGAACUGGAAAAAGAGCUGAAGAGUUCUCAUGAAGCCCUUGCCGCCCUGGAAGAUUGCAAUCGCAGCUUAAAGAGGGAGCAAGCCGAAAUGAGGAAGAAGGUUGAAGAAGCAAGAUCUGCUGUCCUUAAUAGCCUUGGAAAAGUAAAGGAACUAGAAGCCAAAGCCCUUAAAGUGCCACAAUUGCAGACAUACAUCCAGCAAUUAGAAUCAGAGCUACAGUAUUACAGGUCGGAGGUCAUGAAGCUUCAGGUUUCUUCAAAAGGAAACUCAGGGCAGAAAGGAAGUGCAGCCACCAAUGGACAAUAUGCCAUAUCGGUUGUACAUCAAGAUAGAAGUUCACCAACUGGUGGUGCGGGGAUGUCAGAGAAUGGGGAAGAUCAGAUGUUUCGUUCUGUGGAAGGUCAGGCUGCAUCAGAUGAAGAGGAAGAAAAAUGGACAGGAGAUCAGCAGUUCCAGGUGGCUGAAGUGAAGAAACUCCUAGCCAGACUUCCUUGUUGCAGUAAUGGGUGCGAUGACACAAUGAUGAAGAAGCUGAUAUCUUCCUUUGGGAACACCAGCAGGGACGGCUGUGAGAAGACCAUUGUGGAGCUGGUUGGACGGCUCUCAAGGUUAACGGAACAGCUCGAGAUGAAAGGGCAGGAAGUGAAAGCACUAGAAACAAAUAUGGAAGAGGAAAACCACACAUUGGGGAGAUCUUAGAUACACUCUGCCAUGAACUGACGGACUGUGAACUCGCCUUCUUGAAGCAACCUUCUUGAGAAAGCUCCAGGACACAACUUCUGGGCUAGCUCUUCGGUUAUUUCCUGCUAAGCAGUUGUACCUCUGACUGUGGGUUGUAGCUAUUGCCAUUCUUAAAAGCUGCGACAUACAAGCACAGGAUGUCCUGUGCCCUAGGGAAUUUGUCAAAUUGAAAAGCUGGAAGACUGGAGACAGUUUCUGGAACUAGAAGAUGCCAUUUCAUGCCAAGUCAGACAGAUGGUCCAUUGCAAAGCCGAGAAUUGUCUGCUGUGACCAGCAGCACACUUUGAACACAGUUCUCUAGUUGGGAGGGUGCAGAUCCUUCUCAUCCUGUCUUAGGAGUCUGAUUCAAGUAGAGAGGCCUGGAAUGCAAGCCUCAGAUUAUCUGUCUCCUUACUCUGAGUCCUUAAAUGAUGCAGAGUACAUCUGAGAAGCUCGGUCACUUAUCUUUUGAGCAAAACAUGCCCGGGAGAUCACUUACUCAUCCUAGGAAUUAUUCAAUAAGUAGCACAGAAAGCCUCCAUAUUCUUCGUACCCGAAGUCUACUGAUCUACUCUAUGAAAAAUAUUGUGCUGCCCUGUAGAAUGUUGUGUCCCUCAUUAGAGUUGGAGAUACUAAUCGGCAAUUUUUUAAGAGUAAAAUAGUGUCUUGAGUGUCUCACUAGUGAGAAAAAGAAAUGCUAUCAACAUAAAAAAGGGAAAAUAUGAAUGUAUUAAAAAACACCCAGGUUGCUUAUACUUUGAAUCAGUGGUAGGCACACUUUGAGUCCUUAAGGUUUAAUUUUUCUUUCUGCUUGAAUCUCAACAUCCGCCUCCUGAAGUUGUGGAGGACAUGGCCUGGGAAGGGAGAUUAUAUACUUAGGAUUAAGGAAAGUAGAUUCUGUUUGUUUUCUGUUGCAGGCCUGAGUUUAUCAUUAUUUUUUACCCAGGUACACUCCUGGUUUUCUCCAUUUUCAGCAGCCUGUUUCCAGUGAGAGGAGAGCAUGGUUGUUGUGAUGACUGGAAAAGUGAAAGCUUGACACCCUUUGUUGAUGGACUACAAAUGGACCAAUCCAUCUCCCAGUAGAUUAACAUCUACCUUCUGCUCCCAUUGGAGAAGCUGAAGUCCAGUCCUCCUUAACUAGGAAUCCCAGAUUAUAGUACCAGGAGCCAUAAAUGGUGGACAAACAGGCCCAGGUCAAAACAGGCACAUACUGGAACCUGAGGAAAUAUCUAUGGAUUGUUUUUACCACCUGUAGUUGUGAGCGAAUAUAUGUGCUGUAAACUACAAAAGCUGAUAUGAUAAAUGCACAUGUGCUUAUAAACAUGUAUCCUAUUUAAUUCUUGAGUUACUGUAUGCUUGGAUUUCUAUUGAACUGGAUAUAUUAUUUUAAAUUACAGGCCCUCUAAAAUGUAGUCAUGCUUCAGUAGUAAUUUCUAACUGCUGUCUUGAGUUGUAACUUUUUCAUUCCUGCAUUAAACACUACCUUUAUCUUUUGGACAUAACUGCAGUGCAUCUGUUGAUCAGACUUUUACAUGGAGGAAGGGCAGAAUAGUAACGCAGUGUCUUUGUAGGUACAAUUCAGAGACAGUGGAAGACAUUUCCCCUGGGAAGGGGAGGGGCUGACGUUGUCUUGCUAUGCAUUAAUUCUCUGCAGUAUGACCUAAAGCAAUUCUCACUUCUUCUUCUACCUCUGGCUGUGUGGCUGUCCACAGGCCCUGAAUUGGUUGUCUCCUGACUCACUCUUUCCUGGAUUAAACAGGUUAUCCAGACUAUCAUCAGCACCCUUGCUGCAAUUAGCUACGUACUUAAUUAUGGGAUCCUGCAGUGCCAUUUUCUUUAUUUUCUAGUUGUCUGAGUACUUGCACAAUUUAGAUCUAACAAAAAAGAGUGUGUCUAGGGGGGUUAAUAAUGAGAUGUUCUAUUGAAACAAGGUUCAGAGAAAGCAAUCAGGUGGAAGAAAUUAUGUAGGCAACUUUCUCAUUUUGACUAGGUGGGAUAGGGCGACAAAUUCAAUCAAGCUGUCGAAUAAGAGCUGGUUGUGAAAUCAACCAGACUAGAGAUUUGGCUUUCUCAGAGAAAACCAAUGAGUUUUUAAAAUUCAAUGCAUCUUCUAUAGUAAGAACUACCAGUAUGAUUCUGGCUACUAAUUAAAAAGAA